UUCCAAAAGUCCACAGCUAGUCACAUUUACCGCACGUUGAGCCUUUGCGUGAACGGAGCAGGUGGUUUACGGUUCGUCUCGCUGGAAAUAAUAGCCCGGUGCGACUUGGACCAUGGAUGAACAUGUCGCUGCUAUGUGUGAGCAACUUAUCAAGGCUGUGAACGUUACCAUGGAUCCGGAAUCGAGUCAAAUAUACCGGCUGGAGGCCCUAAAGUUUUUCGAGGAGUUUAAAGAAAAAAGUCUCCUGUGUGUCCCCUGCGGCUUUCAUCUCGCGGACAAAGCUCAGCCCGCGCAAAUCAGACACUUUGGCUUGCAAAUUAUGGAACACGUCAUUAAAUUCCGAUGGAACGAUAUGCAGCAACAUGAGAAAAUCCAAGUCAAAGACUGCACCAUGCAGCUGUUGUCACAAGGUACACAUCCCAUCUUAGAAGAGGAAAGCUACAUUAAAGACGUCCUCUCACGAGUUGUGGUGGAAAUGAUCAAGAGGGAAUGGCCGCAGAAUUGGCCCAACAUGCUGGAGGAGAUGGAAACGCUCUCAAACGAAGGGGAAGCCCAAACUGAGCUGGUUAUGCUGAUCCUGCUCAGGCUGGCAGAGGACGUGAUCACCUUCCAGACGUUGCCUCAGCAGCGGCGCCGAGACAUCCAGCAGACGCUGUCGCAGAACAUGGAGAGCAUCUUCAACUUCCUCAUGGCCAUUCUACACGCCAACAUCGAAGACUACCGAAAGCUGAAAGUGUUGCCACAACAUGAACUAAAGGCCAGAGCUCACUGUAGAGUGGCGGUGGUGACCCUGAGCACGCUAGCCGGCUACAUCGACUGGGUUUCUCUGACGUACAUCACAUCGGACAACUGCCGUCUGCUGGAGAGCUUAUGUCUGCUGCUAAGCGAGCCGGAGCUUCAGCUGGAGGCCGUGGAGUGCCUCCUGAUCGCCAUCAGUCGAAAGGGCAAACUGGAGGAAAGAAAGCCUUUCAUGUUGCUGUUUGAUGACGUCGCCAUCAAUUACAUCCUUUCUGCAGCUCAGUCAGCAAAUAUUCCUGCCACCCCCACACAACCAGUAGAGGUGGUGGAGCGACGGUACGUGUUCCUCAAGAGGCUGUGCCAAGUCCUAUGCGCGCUCGGAAAUCAACUCGUCUCUCUGGUGGGUUCAGACGUUAAAGUGGAUGUUCCCGCAAACCUCGGCAAGUACUUGGAAGCUUUGUUGGCGUUUACAACACAUGCAAGCAUGUUUCUGCGCUCGACCACCCUGCUCACAUGGGCGUCCAUCUUCCGGCACGAAACUCUUUCCCAAGAACCCGUCGUCGUCAAAAUGACCAUCAAGUACCUCAAAGCGUCCACGACCAACCUCGUCAAGACGGGAUUUCCGUCCAGGAACGAUCACCCGAGUUGCCAGUUCUCGCGGGUGGACUUCGACAGCGACGAGGAUUUCAACGCUUUCUUUUUUUCAUACCGGUCGUGCCUGGGACAAGGCGUGCGCUGUGCGUGUCGGAUCGUUCCCUUGGAGGCGUUCGAGAUGUCCGCCAUGUGGCUGCGAUUACUGCUCGGCAACAUUAACGAACCACCUCCAGGCGAGGGCUUAUGUCCGCGCUUGUCCGCUCCAGCUCUCGAAUGGGACGCCGCCACUGUGUUCCUGGAGUGCGUGGUGCCACAUGUGUUGAAGACUCUGGACGAGGAGAAGUUACCGGUAGACGUGAGCAUGGAGCUGCUGGAGGCCGUGCUAAACUACGACAGCCAAGACCCUCACGUGGUAUCCUGCGUGCUCACCAUCGUGUCCACCCUGUUCCCCUUAAUCCAACACAGACUUCAGUUCCUGCCUCAGGUCCUUUUCAAGCUGUUUGAAACGGCGACAUUUCAGCCGGUUCAGGAAGCGAAGGCACUACGUAGCCGAGCCGUAACCAGCGUGAGGAGACACGCCGGCGCCGCCCUCAUCAAGAUUUGCCGGGAUUUCCCCCAGUUAAUUUUGCCGUGUUUCGACAUGUUUUACGCCCACGUGAAGGAGAUGUUCGCCGGCGACCCGAAGCUAUCCUUCAUGGAGAAAGGCGCGUUGAUGGAAUCUCUGGUCCUCAUCAGCAACGAGUUCAAGAAUUUUGACAAGCAGAAGGCGUUCAUAGACGAGCUGUUAGCUCCCAUCAUGUCUGAGUGGAUGUCUGACACUAUUAAACAAGUGCUGUCCAACCCCGUUCUGUUCCUCGCUUUCGUCGGAGCCGAUCGGGUGGUCGAAGAGCAGCUGGGAGAGGUGGACGACGUCGGCCUCAACAGGGCAAAGCUGGGCUUCUGUUUGAACACCAUGCUCUCUGUGAUCAAGCGGUCGCGUUGUCCCGCCGACCCGCAAGCGGCCGAGGCCGGGGGCUUCUUGGCGGGCUACUCGCCUUUAGGAGCGCCCAUCUACAAAAAUCCCGCUGCCGCCCAGUUUCUAGCCUUCCUGCCCAACCUGCUUGCUCUAAUCAGAACUCAAAACAGUUUAUUCAUGCCGGAGAACCGAGCUCGCCUGAGCGAGACAUUCACCCGAGUGUACGAUCUGAUGGACGGGGAGAGGAACGUAGUUCUCGGUUUGGCUAAUCCCGUUCAGGAUUCAUACGACACGCCAACUUUAAAAACCAACUUGGAACGCAUGCAGGGAUUCUUCUGCCAUAUGUUCGAAAACAGUUUUCACCUUCUAGGAAACGGCGGGCCUUCCCUGCAGCAGGAGUUCUACAACAUCGACGGACUGGCGGAAAAAAUUUCCGCCUCGGCUUUCUUCUCCCUCGACCACGUGCCGGACUACAGACUUCGGCCUAUUCUUCGCAUAUUUUUAAGACAAAUGGUGUUGUCGUGUCCGGCGGAAUAUUACGACAGUCUCCUGUGCCCUUUACUCGGGCCCAUCUUCAGCUUCAUUCUGCAGUGUUUAAAACUGAAGUGGAAUGUCAUUAACCAGAGAGCUGCUGCCAAUGGUGAGGAAGAAGAAGUGGUGGUGUGUCAGGAGAGUCAAGUGACGGAAGAGAUAUUGGAGGAGUAUCUGGUGCGCCUCCUCACUCGGGAGGUUCUGGACUUCAUCACUGCCAGCUGCAUUUCUCGAAAAGUUCCCGAACCGGCUGGCAGUAAAGAGGAAAUUGAAGAGGACGACGUCAUGAUGGACGCGACGCAAGCGUCGUCCACCGCUGCCGCCACAGAAGAACUCACCGACCUGGGGAAAAGCCUCCUCAAGGAUGAGAAUAUCUACAUGACGCUGUUGUCCUUUACAUUCACGUCGCUGUCGUGGAAGGACGGCGCUUAUUGUCACCGCACGGCUUCCAUCAUUUGCUGGACGCUUAUGCGGCAGGUGAUCGGCAUGAACCUCCUUCCCGAGGCCGUCUCCUGGAUCUUUGUCAGCGUCCUCAAGGGCCUCCAGAUGCACGGGCAGCACGAGGGCUGCAACGCCAGUCUCACUCUACUGGCCAUGCAGAUCUACGACAACCUGCGGCCUCACUACACCGAGCUUCGAGCGGUCAUGCACCAGAUCCCAAACAUCGACGUGAAGGCUCUGGACCUUUACGAUCGCAGGCUCCUGGAGCCCAACAAUACGCAGAAGGUCGCCGAGAAAAAGAGGAAAGACCAGUUCAGGAAGCUCCUGGCCGGGACCGUUGGGAAAGCACUUUGCGAGCAGUUCAGAAAAGAAGUCCACAUCAAGAAUCUUCCGGCGCUGUACAAGAAGGCCAAACCGGAGAAGGACGUGCUGUGUGGCGACGAGACAGCCGGGCUGACGGUGCUCUUUAGCCCGCAGCGAGACACUCUGUAAUUCCAACGUGGAGAAGAAUCCACUUUAUUUCGACUGUAAGUUCAAAAACAAAACCAAUUUUCAUUACAUUACACUGCAUUUUUGGUUUUUAACAGCGUUAAAACCGUUGUUUUUUUUGUCUUUGGAGGAGUGAGUCGACUUUCAUCCACACUAAACAUGUUUUGAUUAUGACAAAAUAAGCUUUUCCGGAUUGUAUAUUAUGUACAUUACGAUACUCGGUAUUGGACGUUUCUUAGCGGCAGCCCAAGUCAUUUUUAAGUUUGUUCAUGAUAUAUUCAUUUUGUGCCAAGGCAUCAGUUUUAACCCCUUGAUGGCUGAAUUUACAUGUAAUAAAUCAUCAUUGGAGGAGAAUUACAUGAGUGAGUCCAUCUCAUUUUGGUUCGUGGACCGCAUUUAUGGCAAUUGGAUCUUGUGCUAGUUUCUUUUUAGCUAAAAUCCGCGCUCUAUGUCAAAUACUUGAUUUUUUACGGUGCUUUAACCCCUCAACACCUAAGCCUAUUUUGGCCAAAUUUGCAUGCCUUUGAUGUUGCCUUUAUAUUUCAAAGAAAAAAUGUUCACAAUGUCGAGGUUUGGUCCCUUUUUUUCAGGACACCAUAAUCUUUGCGUCCAAACUGUUUUCUUCACUGACCAGUUAUAAUUAGGGUUGUUCCAAUCAUGUUUUUUUGCUCCCGAUCGUUUUAGUUUGAGUAUCUGCCGAUCCCGAUAUUUCCCGAUCCGACUGUUUUUUUUUUUUUGCUCCCGAUUCAAUUCCAAUCAUUCCCGAUAAUUUUUCCCGAUCAUAUACAUUUUGGCAAUGCAUUAAGAAAAAAAUGAAUAAAACUCGGACGACAUACACUACAUAAGUACUGUAUUUGUUAAUUAUGACAAUAAAUCCUCAAGAUGGCAUUUACAUUAUUAACAUUCUUUCUGUGAGAGGGAUCCACGGAUAGAAAGACUUGUAAUUCUUAAAGGAUAAAUGUGACUUUGUAUAUUGUGACGAAAUAUUGCCAUCUAGUGUAUUUGUUGAGCUUUCAGUAAAUGAUACUGUACCGUUCUGCCCAAAUGCAUGAUGGGAAGUGGAACCGUGACUGUGCGUAGUGGCACCAAUUGAUAUAUCUUCUCUGUGUUGGGAAAUAACAUAGUGUUAAGAAAAAAAAGAUCAACUACGGUACUACCUGCUUCCCCACAUUGCUCUCCACGAUAUUUCUAAUUGUUGAGAGAGGGAUUGUAAGACUUUAGCAAAUUAAAAAAAAUGCUCCAAAGACUGUCAAAUUUCCCUUUACUCAUUUUACGCUGCCUUUUAGCUCUAUAUAUAGGUAAUACGGCGCCAUUAUAAUUUGAACGCGACAAGGCGUGAGUACCCUUUAACGUGAUUAAUUUUAAAAAAAAUAAUUACCGCCGUUCACGCGAUAAAUUUGAUAGCCCUACUUUAAGCCAAAACUAACGACUCUGGAUGAGUGUAAGGCAUUUUGUCUGUAACGGUAAAUACAAAUAGAAGACGAUUUAAUUAAAAAAUACAUAUAUAUUAGAAAAAGGCAUGUCCGAUAUUUUUUUUGCCGAUUCCGAUACUUUGAAAAUGACGUUAUCGGACCCAAUCGAUCGGGACAUCUUUAGUUAUAAUCAACAUUUUGGACCCAAAAAGACAAAAUCUUUUGUCAAAAUUUGUAAUGUUGAUGUCUUAUUGACAACCAAACGUGCUCGACCAACCGUUUUGAAGCUUGAUCAUAGUUAUUCAAUUUGUUAGGAUAAACAUUCAAUAGACAAAAAAGACUGAAUAGUUUUAUGUUUGACAAUUCAACACAAACAACAGGUAUGGUCAUAGACGUUUUUGGCUUUUACACAUACUAUGGUCAAAACAAGUUAUAUUCACUGCUAAAGGGUGAAUAAUUAGGGCUGUCAAACGAUUAAAAUUUUUAAUCGAGGUAAUUACAGCUUAAAAAUUCAUUAAACGUAAUUAAUCGCAAUUCAAACCAUCUAUAAAAUAUGCCAUAUUUUUCUGUAAAUUAUUGUUGGAAUGGAAAAAUAAGACACAAGACGGAUAUAUACAUUCAACAUACGGUACAUAAGUACUGUAUUUGUUUAUUAUAACAAUAAAUCAACAAGAUGGCAUUAACAUUCUGUUAAAGCGAUCCAUGGAUAGAAAGACUUGUAGUUCUUAAAAGAUAAAUGUUAUUACAAGGUAUAGAAAUGUUAUAUUCAAGCCCCUCUCAAUGUUUUCGUUUUAAUAAAAUUUGUAAUGUUUUCAAUCAAAAAAUAAACUACUAGCUCGCCAUUGUUGUUGUCAAUAAUUACACAAUGCUCAUAAAAUCAGUCACAACAAAGCGCCAGCAGAAGGCAAAAAAAACACCAAAAAAAAACACAAGUAACAAGUGGACAUUUCCCUGUGCUGUCAUUUUAAUCUGUUUGAGCGGGGCAUGUGCCUUAAUUGUGUCAAAUAUUUUAACGUGAUUAAUUUUAAAAAAUAAUUACUGCCAAUUAACGCGAUAAUUUUGACAGCCCUACUAUAUAUAAAUACAUAUAUACAGUGGUAUGAAAAAGUAUCUGAAUCUUUUGGAAUUUCUCACAUUUCUGCAUAAAAUCGCCAUCAAAUGUGAUCUGAUCUUUGUCAAAAUCACACAGAUUAAAAAACAGCGUCUGCUUUAACAAAAACCACCCAAACUUUUAUAGAUUUUCAUAUUCUAAUGAGAAUAGUAUGCAAACAAUGACAAGGGGGGGGGAAUAAGUAAGUGAAGCAUCACAUUGAAUAUUUUGUGGCCCCCGCUUGGGCAGCAAUAACUUCAACCAGACGCUUCCUGUAGCUGCAGAUCAGUCUGGCACAUCGAUCGGGACUAAUCUUCUCUACAAAACUGCUGUACAAUGGUAUGGAAAAAGUGUCUGAGCCUUUUGGAAUUUCUCACAUUUCUGCCUAAAAUCACCAUCAAAUUUGAUCUGAUCUUUGUCAAAAUCACACAGAUGAAAAAACAGUGUCUGCGUUAACUAAAACCACCCAAACAUUUUGGUAGUUUUCAUAUUUUAAUGAGGAUAGUAUGCAAACAAUGACAGAAGGGGGAAAAUAAGUACGUGCAGAGCAUCACAUUGAAUAUUUUGUGCCCCCCCCCCCCGGGCAGCAAUAACUUAAACCAGACACUUCCUGUAGAUGCAGAUCAGUCUAGCACAUCGAUCAGGACAAAUAUUAACCCAUUAUUCUCUACAAAACUGCUAUAGUUCAGUCAGAUUCCUGGGAUGUCUGGCAUGAAUCAUUGCCUUUAGGUCAUGCCACAGCAUCUCAAUGGGGUUCAAGUCUGGACUUUGACUUGGCCUCUCCAGAACGUGUAUUUUGUUCUUCUAAAACCAUUCUGAAGUUGACUUCUGUGUUUUGGAUCUAGGGCUGCAGCUAUCGAAUAUUUUAGUUAAUCGAGUAAUCGACUGAAAAUUCUAUCGAUUAAUCGGAUAAAACAUUUUUUUAAGGUGAAGACCAAUUAUAUAUGCAAAAUGUUUACAGCACAAACCAGCACUAACGAGGCACAAACUAAUGACAACACUGGGGCUCCAUUCUGCCGUAGAUGGGGGGGGGGGGGCUGGGUGAACUCUGGAUAACCUAAAAAACAGUGUUUGAUAACUGCAUAACGAUGGCGGCACAAACGAAGGUUUUUGCAGCACAAACGUAGCACAAACGAUUGAUAUAAAUUUGCGUCUGAUGGGGGGCCAACUUCACGGAGGGCGAAUGGACGGCAGACACGAAAGCGAGCCGAGUGCAGUUCACGCACUCGAUCACACAAAUCUAUGGUUUUUCACUUCCAAUGUCAAAAUAAAAGCAUGUGGUCUUGUAUGUACAGUAUGAAUUGGCUCCAACUUGCCUGUGAUGCAGAAUAAUACCGCCAGGAGGCAGGAUUGGACAUGGAAAUAGAAAAACUAUAGAAAAUGGAUUUAAAAUAAAGCAUUAAAAAAUGAAAAAGAAAACAAGACCGAAGAAAUAUUAUCACUUAGAUGCAGUUUUGUUUUUGGCAGCCAUUUUAAUUUUUGUUUCAAGUACUUAUUAGUCUUAGUCAUAUUUUAGUCAUUUGAAAAUGUGUUUGUCUAGUUUUAGUCAAGGAAAACUCUUUCAUCCAGUAUUAGUUGAGUUACUCAAAAUGUUUUCUGUUGUCUGCAAACUUCAAAAGUUUUAGUUCAUGAAUCGAUAAAUAAAAAAAAAAUUCCAACAAUUUCGAAUGAACAUUGAGAGAUGAGCACAUAAUUGUAGAGUGUACAAGGACAUCACCAUCUUCGUGAUAAUACACACUCAGCAGGAAAACAGUACAUUAUUUUCAAUUAAUUAAACACACCUGGAUGCAACGAACCAUGUAAAAAGUUUUCCAAGAGUUUAAGACGACACCACGCUGAAGGAAUCUGACCAUAGGCGGAGUUGGGGCGGGGGGGGCACAACAUGUUGACCCCGAAACGCAGUGUCAACAAUAAAAUUAACUUACAAAGAUAUUUAUGAUAAUAAGUUGACAAUGAGCGUUUUUUUUGUUUCCCAUCAUUCUUGCGGGGAAUUCUAAAUCGGGCUGCUUAGGCAAUAAUUUUCACCAAGAUCGUCAUCCAUUGAAUAUGGUACGCCCGCCGGUGUCGUGCCAAUGUAGUUACCCCUGUCAAAAAUUGUAUCCCCUGGGCGGAGCCAUAUGGAGAUAGAUUUGUGUUUAUUCAAUCCAAAAAAAGUUGCUUCAAUUAAAAAAAAAAGUCGCUUCAAUCAAAAUAUAUAUUUUCAACCCCAAAAAAGUCGAUUCAAUUUAAAAAAAUGUGUUUGAAUGCAAAAAUAAAUUUGAAACUCCAAAAACAAAAAUGCAUUUGAAAGCUUUUUUUUGAUGAAGUCCUUUUUUGUUUUGUUUUUUAAACUCAAGCAAUCAAAAAAAUAAGCUGCUUCAAAAAAUAUAUAUUUUCAAAAAGAAAAAUCACUUCAAUCAAAAAAAGAAAAAUUUCAAUCAUAGAAAAAGUUUUGAAUGCGACAAAAUAUUUGAGAUUGAUAAAUUGCCAUUUAAACAAUUUUUCAUUGAAGUUUUCUUUGAAACAAUCUGUGUUUGGGCCAUAUUAUGGGUAGGACAUUUAUGUAAAAAUCAUUUAAUCCCCCCAAAAAGUUGGUUCAAUCAAUAAAAAAAUAUUUUCAAAGAAAAAAAUAAUUUGAAAAAUAAAAUUGCCCUCCCCUAUUUUUUUUUUAUUAUAUGCAAAGCAAAUGACCGUCUAAGGUGCUAGUCACAUGAUCUGUUCGAAAUAUAAUUAUGACCCAUUAUAAAAAUAUAUUUUUUUGUUCAUACCAUUCAUUUUUGUUGCUUUACAACUAAUACAUAAUAUAUAUAUUAUAUAUUAUAUAUUAUAUAUAUAUAUAUAUAUAUAUAUAUAUAUAUAUAUGUGUAUAGGAAAGUCAUCUAAAUGCAAUGACACUUUUGAGAUUAUUGUCUUUGUAGAUUGGGCAGGAGGAUUCGGGAGUUACUGUUGUACGGGCAAUGAGGGUAGUGGAUUUUGCCACCUCAGCGUCAAAGUGGCUCUUGGAGUCUUGUCAGUCGUAUUAUCGGUUGGAUAUCGGGUGUUCCUGGUGUUAGGACAGACCGUCCUGCCAUUUGUUGUGGGCUGUCCGGGAGAACUGAUUGCGAGACUUCGUCGUGCAGACGUGGGCAAAUGCUAAUGCUAACGUUACAAGUUACAUUUAGUGUGUGAUGAUCACUCAGCACAGACGUUUAAAGACUAAAGCAACAUGGCAUAUCCAGCCAAGAUAAAACAAAACCUACCAAGCAGCAUCUGAAUGUGUUUCAAAAAAGGUCAAUCCGGAGCCUGGAAAGGACACCGAUGAGUACGCAUGUGCGUGGGUGCAGCAUGUCACAUGAGUGCUACAACACAUCCUCACUACACAUACGAUAAGAAAAUGUCACACAUUGCGAAUUUAUAACAGAAACUAUGUCAAAUUUUCAUCUCGUCAGACAAAAACUGGCAUCCAUCUCAUUGCUUUUUAGUCUCCCAAGACACGUUUUUAUUUAAUGCCAUGAAAAAAAUGUUCAUAGUCUUGGAUUGGACGUCUACUAGUGAUAUCCUAAUUUCUAUUCACAGCUGAUGGAUGAUUGGAAGUUGAAUUUAAAUUCAGGAAUCAAGGGGUUAAACAGUCACAUAAGAACACAAAGAAUUGAAGAAGAAUGAAAUAAAAAAAAAAAACAGUGCGACAUUCCUGCAUUAUCAGAGCAAUUUAUUUUUUUAUUUUUUAGAAAGUGUAUUAAUUUGAUGUGUCACUCUUAAGGAGCUCGGAAAGUAGGAAAUCUCUUGAUGUAGAUUUAGCACUUUGUCGUUUGAUUUUUUUGUUUGUUUUUUCUGUAUGCAUGCAGAACAGGCAGCUCAAAUAUUGUACCAAACAUUUGUCUUCAAUAAAAGUUACUUUGUCUGUAAAAAAAAAAAAAACAAGGUUUAGUGUGGUUGAUAUUUUGUUUUAAAAAAGAAUAUAUGGCGGAAAAGACGGACAAGACUGAAAAACCACUUUCUGCUCUUGCACCCCUCUUUAAAAUAUACUAGGGCUGUCAAACGAUUGAAAUUUUUAAUCGAGUUAAUUACGCCUUAAAAAUUAAUUAAUCGUAAUUAAUCACAAUUCAAACCAUCUAUAAAAUAUGCCAUAUUUUUCUGUAAAUUAUUGUUGGAAUGGAAAGAAGACAGAUAUAUAUUCAACAUACUGUACAUAAGUACUGUAUUCGUUUAUUAUAACAAGAAAUCCAUAAGAUGGCGUUAACAUUAUUGACAUUCUUUCUAUUAAAGGGAUCCACGGAUAGAAGGACUUGUAGUUCUUAAAAGAUAAAUGUUAGUACAAGUUAUAGAAAUUUUAAAUUAUGUUAAUGUUUACAUUUUAAUAAAAUUUGUAAAAUUUUCAAUAAAAAAAUAAUAGAGCUGAAACGAAUACUCGAGCAACUCGAGUUUAAAAACUGAUCCGCGUAAUUUUAUUCACCUCGAGUAAUCGUUUAUUUUGACAGCUCUAAGCAUCACAUUUUGCUUGGACUAUUUUUAAUGCGGGACAACGCGCUGAUGUCACGUGCGUAGAGGAAGAAGCAAAAAAAAACUUACUGCAGCUGACAGCCGCUACAAACGACGCCGACGUUGCUAAAUACUAGCCCGCAGGUAGCGUCUGAUGAGCCUCAUAGAGAUCACAUGUAUGUUGAACUAGAUGCGAAAUGACAGACUCGGCCGCCUCUGGGCAGCGUUAGUAAACAGCCUCCAUCUUAAAGCAGUAGAGCGCUAAGCGCUAAUAAAGAGCGCUAAGCGCUAAUAAAUAAGAUUUACGUUACACUAGCUCAAGUAACGUUAGCCCUGCGGAGGGCUAGGUUUCUAUUAAUUAUGACCACUUUCGAUGCGUGGCUAACGUGUCUUACAUACAGGCUUUAACAUAACAUAGCGUUGUGGAGUGAUGAGGGUGUAAAAUAAAAACUCAAUAAUGCUAACUAUCAAUUUUAGCUCAGUAGUCAUUGCCGGAUAAAACACCAAGUAGCACUAGUCCCUAAUGUGCUCCAAUACAGCCUGUAUCAUACAUUUAUGUUGAACACUGCAAAAACUCAAAAUCCUAUCAGGACUUACAGUUUAGACUAACUUAAAACUUAACUAGAACUUAAAAAUGGCUUGACACAAAUAGAAAUUCAAUUGAAACACGUGGGAAAAAAUCCUAACUUUUGAGUGAUGUGUGUUAUCAAGCGUAAAGGCAUUUUUAGGUGUGUAUAUAUAUAUAUAUAUAUAUAUAUAUAUAUUUUAAAUAAGGUCUAAAGGUUUUUUGAGUGAAAGCAGUGAAUUUCAGUCACAUCUGACACGCAACUGUUGGCUGUUUUCAACAAUAUACAUCGAAAAUAAAGACAUUGAUUGACUGAAAAUGGUUCAAGAUUUGAUGAAAUGUCUUGUUUUCACAUGUAUAUUUAUAAUUGCUCUUCACCUAAAAAUAUAUUUGUUUUAUCCGAUUACUCGAUUAAUCGAUAGAAUUUUCAGUCGAUUACUCCCUUACUAAAAUAUUCGAUAGCUGCAGCCCUAAAAAAUAAACUAGUAGCUCGCCAUUGUUGAUGUCAAUAAUUACGCAAUGCUUAUGGUGCAUAGAAUCAGUCGCACCCAAGCGCCAGCAGAGGGAGACAAACAACACAAGUAACAAGUGGACAUGACACUGCUGUCAUUUUAAUCUGUUUGAGUGGGGCAUGUGCGUUAAUUGCGUCAAAUAUUUUAACGUGAUUAAUUUAAAAAAAUAAUUACCGCCCGUUAACGUGAUAAUGUUGACAGCCCUAAUUUUGAAUAAUAAAUUACCUUCAUUUUAUGGCUGGAUUGAAACAAAAGUGGUUGCGCGACGUCUGUAAAUGGGGGUUUCUAGGGCAAAACGGACAAAUUAAAAAUAGUUCGGGGCUUCAUGCGCCAUGAAUCUGCUUUGGCAGCAUAUAGACAUAUUGUUCUAUCAAACACAACAGUUGUUUUGGCUUAAACAGCAGUUUCUUUUAAAGAGGAGUGCAAGAGCAGAAACUGCUUUUUCAGUCUUGUCUGUUUUCUGCCAUAUAUAAUGUGUGUUGCGGUUUUAUCGAUUGUUUGUUUUUUGUUGUUAUAAUUUCACACACAAAAGGGAGACAUUAGUAAAGCAUCUCUGAAAAUAUCAGGAGUGUGAAGUCUAGCUGUUUGGAUCGCCGAUGCGAGGCCAUUUUACAGGUGGUGACAGUGCAGUGGAAACUUUUCACCACAAGGGAGCGCACAAACAUAGACGCUUGGCCGUCGUUCGUCGCUGCUAACAGAAUAAAUUGGACGGCAAAUGUCAAUCAUGGGUGUGUUUAUGAAACGGAAUUAAAACCGAUUUGGCGGUUGUGUAUGUUUUUAAUUUCAGUGUUGUAAGUGUUAAUAUGGUUAUUAUUAUUUUACAAAGCAACUCUAGCCCGUCGCUGCCAACCACUCCCAGUCCAAAUGGAUUGGACGUCUAAUAAGAGUUCAAAUAUUCUUUUCAUGCAAGUCUUAUUUAAAACGGAUGUCAAACCUGCGGCCCGGGGGCCAGAUCUGGUCCGUUAUGUCAUUUAGUGUGUAAGAAAAAAAUUAAAAAAUUGAAAGAAUAUUUUUCGUAUUACUUAAUGAAAAUUUCCUUUUUUAAAUGAAAAAGGCACAUGAUAAAUAAAAAAAAAACUUUUAUAAACUUGAUGAGACUUGUAAUCUUUAACCCCAAAAUUCGUCCAACACAGUCCAUUUGUAAUGAGAUUCCAUUGACAGCCGUCUACGUCCAAAUUUCCCAUUCAUUUUCAAUGGCAGGAAGACAUGGGCCCUUGUGAUUUUUGACCAUUUACCACUACAGCCCAUUGACUGGCGCCCAAGUAAGUCGAUGCCAUUGACAGCCAUGUACGUCCAAAUUUCCCGUUCAUUUUCAAUGGCAGAAAAACCUGUGUGGUUGUGAUUUUUGACCAAAAGACUUACCAUUACAGCCCAUUGACAUUCAACUGGCGCCCAGGUAAGUCCAUGCCAUUGACAGCCAUGCAACAGGACGUGUCCCCGAAACGUCCCCAAAUCAACCUGGGCGGGUGUUAGAUCUGUAGAUUGCAGUUUCUAGUUAGUAAAAAAACUUUUUUAACUUAACUGGCGAUGAUAAACGUCCAUUCAUGUGGCUCUUUAAAUUAAAACUCUUGACAUUAGUUUAGCACUAUUAGACAUCCAAACCAUUUAA
Corythoichthys intestinalis (scribbled pipefish) is the source of this 13373-nucleotide messenger RNA. Its product is annotated as exportin-5. Gene Ontology annotation, cellular component: cytoplasm; nucleus; RNA nuclear export complex. Gene Ontology annotation, molecular function: nuclear export signal receptor activity; RNA binding; small GTPase binding. Lineage: Eukaryota; Metazoa; Chordata; Actinopteri; Syngnathiformes; Syngnathidae. The transcript has 33 exons. Bases 113 to 3751 code for a protein of 1212 amino acids. The record is from RefSeq and is a predicted model, not a curated record. Gene Ontology annotation, biological process: RNA export from nucleus; protein export from nucleus.